AAUUAAAAUUUUGGGUCGGAAUUCUGAUAUUGAAAUCCCCGGGGUCAACGCAACGAGCAAACAUUAAAUUAUCUUUCUGGAGCUCACCCUCCGUUCCAGGAGGCCCGUCUUUCAUUUUUGUAGGUAACUCCUCGUCUGUUCAUGGAGGUGGGGUAAUCGCUGGUUGAAGAUGCGCAACUUGAAAAACGUGCGCCUCGCGGAGGUACAACUCCAAGGCGAACUGCCACUGACUGCCACCGCAUGGGAUGCCGCGUCGGAUUCAGUCAUCUGUGCAUUUGGACCGACGGAAAAUAAUGCAAUCAUAGAUCUGAGAAGGAAGAGCCAGGAUGCUGAAUAUUCCGGACCUGUUACUGCGGAGCAGUUUGAGUCGAUCGCAUCCUGGGAUGCGCCAUGCCCGCUCCCGGAACUGGCAUGCGACCGCAUACUUUCUCUGCAGUACUUCGCAGACAACCUAACGGCAUGUCUGGUACUGGAGGGAGGUGAUAUUGUCAUCGUGCGAGAGGAGCCUCAGCCGGGGGAGGACAAGAUCGAGAUUGUGGGCUCCGUUGAUGUUGGAAUCACCGCUGCGGCAUGGUCGCCUGAUGAGGAACUUCUGGCCAUCACUACAAGAGCGAAUACUUUCUUAUACAUGACCAGGGAGUUUGAGAAUGUUGUCCUGGUUGAGCUUACAGCCGACGACCUCAAGAUUUCCCGUCAUGUCUCGGUUGGUUGGGGAAAGAAAGAGACGCAGUUCCAAGGAAAGAGAGCGAAAGCUAUGCGAGAUCCAACCAUGCCUGAGAAGGUGGACGAGGGAAAGCUAAGCAGUAAUGACGAUGGCAGAACGACUAUCAGCUGGAGAGGAGAUGGAGCCUUUGUUGCUGUGAACAGCAUCGAGACCGGCGUCCGAAGAGUUAUCAGAGUCUUUUCAAGAGAAGGAACGCUGGACAGUGUCAGCGAGCCAGUAGAUGGCCUUGAGGGUGCUUUGAGCUGGAAACCAGCAGGGAAUUUGAUUGCUGGUAUCCAGAGACUUGACGAUCGGGUUGAUGUCGUGUUCUUCGAGAGAAACGGGCUACGACAUGGCCAGUUCACCCUGCGUCUCACUGUGGAAGAGCGAGCAACAUGGGCAUCAGAUAUCUCCUUGUCAUGGAAUAUUGAUUCCACUGUACUCGCAGUCUGGUUCAAGGAUAGGCUGCAACUGUGGACUAUGGGCAACUAUCACUACUAUCUAAAACAGGAAAUACCCAUCGUGACAAACCCAGACUUCCCCUCUCUGUUCUCUUUCAGGUGGCACCAGGAAAAGGCACUGCGUUUUGUGGCUGGUUCAGCAGGCUCAAUCCUCGAUAUGGACUUCGUCUUCGAUGUUUCUCACGGUUCUACUGUGAGCCCUCACGAUACCGGUGCGGUUGGCGUCAUCGACGGAAAGGUGUUGAAAUUGACCCCCUUGAGACUGGCGGGUGUACCACCCCCCAUGGCUCAUUGUGAGAUCACCGUUGACUCCAAUAUUGUCGACGUCUCAUUCAGCCAGACGGGUACAAGAAUCGCUGUCCUUACCAGGGAGAGUUUCUCUGUUUUCAUAUGGUCGCUCAAGAGUCGGCCUGUUCCAGCUCCCUUAUUGGAAUCAAGCUAUCCGCUACCGGAAGACCCUGAGAGUCGACCGCGCCAGAUCGCCUUCCUAAAGGAGAAUGAGGUGUACAUCCUGGUCCACAAAUCACCCUAUGAAGCCGAAAUUGAGAGAACUACACUUGAGACUCGUGUGACCAAGGUUGUACACCAGGCGUCAGGGUCAGAGCAACUGCGAUCGAUAUUCUCAAGCCUCGGACACGAUAAACUCUGGUUUUCUCAUACUAUACAGCCAAACACACCGGUCUCUUAUUCUACUAUUAACGUGUCACCUGAUGACAAUGUUGACGUGGGUGCGUGGAAUGGCAGCCCGGGGUCGGAUACUUUUUGGGCGAAAGCGAUACACAUCCCUGACGAUGAGGAUAUUCUCGUUACCAUGUCUAGGACAGGCUCUCUCUACGCCAACAAGCGCCUCCUCGCGAAGAACUGCACAUCCUUUGAUAUUACGCCUGCGCAUAUCAUCUUUACGACUACCCAGCACCUCAUCAAAUUUGUUCACAUUACCAGUGUUGAAGAAAUCGAAGUGCCUGGUGACACUCCUGAGACCGAUGAACGCUGUAGGAGUAUCGAGCGUGGAUCCCGCCUGGUCACAGUGAUGCCGUCAACCUUUGCCGUCACACUUCAAGCGCCCCGAGGUAAUAUUGAGACUAUCUAUCCUCGUGCUCUUGUUCUGGCCGGUAUUCGACACUUUAUCGACAGAAAGGAUUACCGUUCUGCGUUCCUUGCCUGCCGAAGCCAGAUGGUCGACAUGAACAUCCUCCACGACUAUAAUCCCGACCAGUUCAUGCAGAACAUAAUUCUGUUCGUGGAUCAGAUCAAGAAAGUCGAAUGGAUCGACGAGUUCCUCUCUCGUCUAAAGGAGGAAGACGUGUCUCAAACCUUGUAUAAGGAUACCUUGAAGAUAUCCAAAGUCGAAGCACAAGAACAGGCCCAGCUGCCUGGCGGAGCUCCAUCAAAGCCGCAGACGAAGUCAACCAAGGAGAACAAAGUCAACCGUAUCUGCGAUGCCUUUUUGGAAGCUCUCAAGAACAGAAUCGCAACCAACUUGCAAAAUCUGAUCACAGCGCAUGUAUGCAAGUUGCCACCCGACAUCGAGUCUGGCUUGCAGCUUGUUGCUCGUCUCAGAGAAGAAAGCCAAGAGCAAGCAGAGGAGGCUAUAGAGCAUAUGUGUUUCUUAACUGACGCCAACCACCUGUAUGGUUACGCUCUCGGUCUUUACGACUUAGAGCUCACUUUGUUGGUGGCUCAGCAGGCGCAGAGAGAUCCCCGAGAAUAUCUCCCCUUCCUUCGCAAGCUGCAGGAGCUGCCUGAACUGCGGCGACGCUUUGAGAUCGACAACUACCUCGGAAGAUUUUCGAAGGCGUUGACGCAUCUUCACGCUCUCAAAGAGCACGAGGAACUCAAGCUCUAUGCCAUCAAGCACACGCUGUACAAGGAGGCACUCGAGUUGUACAAGUACCAGCCAGAGCAGCUGCGGGAGAUGACCCAAGCCUACGCAGAUUAUCUUUACGACCAAUCGAAUUACAAAGAAGCAGCCAUCGCUUAUGAAUCCCUUGGCCUAUACGAAUCGGCCUACAAAUGCUACCAUCUUGCUCACCGCUGGCGGGAAUCCCUGUACUGCGCGCUUAUGGUCCCCCUACCGGAGGAGGAACUGAAAGAUCUGACCAUCACCCUCGCCACGACAUUGACCGAGGAAACUCGCGACUACGUUUCAGCAGCACAAAUCUACGCCGAACACCUCCACGAUAUCCCUACCGCAGCCCGUCUGCUUUGCCGUGGCUCACGCUUCGCCGAUGCUUCUCGCCUGCUUGUCCUGAACGGUCAUAAAUCGCUCGUCGAAGACAUCGUCGACACCGGUCUAGCCGACGCAAUGAGCUCGACCACCGACCUCCUCGCCGACUGCAAAGCCCAACUAAACGCACAGGUCCCUCGCAUCCGCGAACUGCGCGAGCGCCGCGCCAACGACCCUCUCGCCUUCUACGGCGGCGACCCUACCAUGGAAGGCGCCGCAGCAGACAUCCCCGACAACGUCUCCCUCGCACCCACAGACGCCUCCACAGCUGCAGGCCGCACCAUGUUCACCAGAUACACCGGCGGCACCGUCAAUUCUCGCAAGACGUCCCGAACGCGUCGUAAGGAAGAGCGCAAACGCGCCAGCGGCAAGAAAGGCACCGUCUACGAGGAAGAGUACCUAGUCAACAGCGUCCGUCGACUCAUCGAGCGUGUCAACUCCUCGAUCGACGAGGUGCAGUCGCUAUCUGAAGCUCUUCUCCGUCGUGGAAUGAGAGAGCGGGCUCAUGCGGUGGAAAAGGCCCUGCGGGAAGUAUUGAACAUGUGCUCUGAGUGUCGAGAUGAGGUGUUCGAGAUUCCGGUCCAACCGACGGGGCAGCAGCAGCAGCAGCAGCAGCAGACGGAUGGGGAAGAUGGAAAUAACCGGCCGGUCGUCGAGGAGAUCCCGCGGCCGUUGGGCGGCCAGGGUGUUCUCUGGGAUUCUAUGCAUGGUGUUGGAGUCGGUUCUAAGGGAAGAGAUGCGCCUCUAGUGAAAGAGUUCAAGGGAUUGGCGCUGCUGUAGGGAGAAAUAAAAAUAUACUUGGUCUGUUGGUGUUUAUUUUUGAUAUAUGGAUCAAUGCAUGCAUCGUUUGAGGCUGGUUUCUGAAUACAUCAAAUAUUACCUCUGCCAGCUCUGCUGCGUAUAUGUGUAGUCAUGCAGAAGUGUUUAGUAAUGAGGCAGGACAUUAUAAC
Messenger RNA from Paecilomyces variotii, 4341 nucleotides. Its product is annotated as IKI3 family protein. The record is from RefSeq and is a predicted model, not a curated record. Gene Ontology annotation, biological process: tRNA wobble base 5-methoxycarbonylmethyl-2-thiouridinylation. Gene Ontology annotation, molecular function: protein binding; tRNA binding. Gene Ontology annotation, cellular component: cytosol; elongator holoenzyme complex. The transcript is spliced from 9 exons. NCBI's taxonomy places the organism in Eukaryota, Fungi, Ascomycota, Eurotiomycetes, Eurotiales, Thermoascaceae. The coding region runs from base 170 to 4171 and encodes 1333 amino acids.